This is a messenger RNA of Folsomia candida, 4249 nucleotides long. Its product is annotated as diuretic hormone receptor-like. The coding region runs from base 1094 to 2812 and encodes 572 amino acids. Gene Ontology annotation, biological process: cell surface receptor signaling pathway; adenylate cyclase-modulating G protein-coupled receptor signaling pathway. The record is from RefSeq and is a predicted model, not a curated record. Lineage: Eukaryota; Metazoa; Arthropoda; Collembola; Entomobryomorpha; Isotomidae. Gene Ontology annotation, molecular function: peptide hormone binding; diuretic hormone receptor activity; G protein-coupled peptide receptor activity. The transcript has 13 exons. Gene Ontology annotation, cellular component: plasma membrane.
ACAUUUCCGCAGCUCAGUUCACUCUCCGUGCUUCAGAAUCUGGCCAACUUUCUCCUCCGAUUUGGUUCUGGUGAGAAAAAGGACGACCCAGUCUCAAAACUUUCAUAGGGUGCAAUUUGGAGUGAAUUAGUGUAAACUGUCAAGCAAGGCGGCAUCAAGUAGUUAUUAUAUAGUUGAAGAACUUAAACUUUUUCUUGAUAACGAGGAAUAAAUAUUUCUACUUAUUGAGAAAAAUAGAUAUUUAUUUGUAGAUUUUUCAGAAUUUGUCAGAUCUUGUUAGAAGAUUUAUUUAAUUGCGCCAUCAAAAUGCUUCUUACAAUGUUGGAGAAAAGUCAGAAAUAAUUUUCCGAUAAUAUUUUAGAGAAUAGCGACAAUAGGAGGGAAAAACUUAUUUUUAAUUCUUAUAUAGAAGAUUAGGCUAUUUCUCAACUUAAAGGUCACGUUUUUAUGAUACGACAAAAUUCCAAGCUCCAAUUACUUCCUUCAUCCAGAUAAUAUUACUAGUUGUUAAGAGAAAUCAGUUCUUUUUCAGCCCCAUAAAUGUAGAUCUUUACCAAGGUACCAGACAAAAUAUCAGCAGAGUUAGUGACCGUGAGAAAAAGUCUGGCAGUCAAAGGGUCAUCUCAUCCAGCUCGUAAAAUAUCGCAGUAAGAAUUGAUGGUAGUAGUGAGCGAUUUACUGGUGCGAGUGAACGAUACGCAGCAGGAGCAACCAAACGAAUAAGAAAAAAAGAACAAUACAUACAUGUAAUAUUCUAGAGUAGAAGAAAGACUGGACAUAUUUCGUACGUGAUUUCACCGGAAGCGGUAAACUGGACAGUAAAGUAAACAGGAGGAUACCACACACACACCAACCACCCAUCCGAGCAGACCUAACAGUUAAUAUGAAGAACGCAAUAUGACUGCGAAUUGAGAAUCUAAUUACGAGUACGACACAGUCCUAAGGAGUCAUCCUACAAAGCCUGGAUUAAUUCAGUUAACUUCUCAUUAUCAAAUGUGCUGUUUUCUCGAACGGUUAUCUGCUGCAUCAAUUUGAGUUGAUUUCAUCCAUCCCAUGUACCUACGUUCAGUUCACUGAGGCAAAUAAAGUAACAAUGCCGCAACUGAGGAUAAAUGGAACCGAUAUUGAGGACGAGAUGACAAAGUCUUCGUCAAUGAUAAAAGUAAAUCCCCUCAGUUUGAAUGGAACAGAUUUUGGAGAAUUGACAUGUGGGAACUUUACAUCGGAUUACAACAUCACGUCGGCUGGUUCGGAUGCUGGUGGAAAUUUCAGUGCCCUGAAUUUAAGCAACCUGCUGAAUUUGAACAAAUGGAUUGGUCCUUCUCGUGGAGAAAAUAAUGACGACGACGACAUGAUCAGGAAUGGGAUUGGAUCAAAAAUUGGAACUAAUCCGACCGCAAAUAUUUAUUCUGCCACAACACAAUCCCAUUGUCCUUACAGUUGGGAUGGUGUCCUGUGUUGGCCUCCUACCAUUGUUGGGAACACGGCCAACUUACCGUGCAUGGAGAAACUGCAUGGUAUACCGUACAACACGUCAGGCAUUGCGACCAGAGUUUGUGAUUAUGAAGGGGUCUGGGGCAAGACGAAUUAUUCAAGUUGUGAACACACGCUAACAGCCCUUAACCCUACAUCUCUCGAUACCACGAUUAUGGUUUACUUUUAUGGCUAUGGGUUGUCUCUCACUGCACUUAUUUGUGCUGCCAUAAUAUUCAUCGCGUUCAAGGAACUGCGCUGUUUGCGGAACACCAUCCAUUCUCAUCUCAUCUUAACUUACAUCCUGCACGAUAUUUUGUGGGCGAGCAGUAUUGUCGCAAGUGUUUAUUCCAAAACGGGAAAACACAGCGAUCGAGCGGCAUGUGCAACGUUCAUCUUGCUUCAUUACUUCUACCUGAGCAAUUUCAGCUGGAUGUUUGUUGAAGGCCUGUACCUUUACGUCCUCGUGGUGCAGACAUUUAUGGCGGAAAGUAUCCAACUGAGGACGUAUUGCAUUGUUGGCUGGGGAAUUCCUCUCUUGGUAGUGCUUAUUUGGUGCUUCACUCGCUGGAUAAUGAUGGACGUGGGAGUGGCAGAUGGCCAAGUUGCGAUUGGAUCUCCAAUAAAUCCGUUGCGAGACUUGGAUCAAAAUAUGCUGUCUUGUCCUUGGCUGCAUGAAAAUGUCUACGAUUGGAUCCACAAAAUCUCUGCACUUCUCUGCUUGGCUGCAAAUAUGCUAUUUCUCCUUCAAAUUAUGUGGGUCCUUAUCACGAAGUUGAGAUCCGCAACAACUCCUGAAACUCAGCAGAGCAGGAAAGCAGCGAAAGCUUUGAUCGUUUUAAUGCCGCUGCUGGGCAUCACAUACGUCCUAAUUUUAAUCGGACCAAGAAAAGUACCAGAGUAUGAACAUGUCCGGGCUUUUCUGAUUUCCACACAAGGGUUUUUGGUCGCACUUUUCUACUGCUUCCUUAAUCAAGAGGUUCGUCUUGCUUUGAGGCAUCGAUGGAACAGGAUUCGCAGUUUGGGACCAGAUUGCGCUUGUUGCGGAUGCGAAACGGAGAAUGAACGGAGGACUAAUUUGCAAGCGAGAGAUUGGUCACCUCGUAGUCGAACGGAAAGCAUAAGGUUGUACACGCCAACGGGACAUACUUUCCGAAAGCGAGAAUCCUCAGCUAGCGAGACCACAACCAUGACCGCGGUGCUGGGCAGUUACAAUGGAAGCGGUGGAGGUCAAAAUAUCAUCCUCACCACGGCCCCCAGUCGUCGGUACUCUGCAACUCCGUUGCACUCAAUGAAAUCGUCAAACAUCACGAUGCAUGAGGAUACGGCUUUCAUCUAAACUUGACGCUAUACCAAUUAUGUGUGGGUCCAUAAUAUGUAUAUACAAAUGAAAUGAUGAAAUAGCCAGAUUUCCAGUCAGAUAUUUACUUUAUUUACUAAUAUUAUCUAUGAAAUGUAUACUCUCUUUGUAAUGAUGUGCUUCAAAUUAUGACAUUUUCAAAAUGGUUACCUAUUACCACCUCGAUGUUACAGAUAGAUUUAGACUGUGCUUAAUGUUGUAUGCACACAAAUGCACAUCAAUUAUUGUUCGCACCACAUUUUUAAAUACGUGUUUAUUCAAUUUACUAUAAAUUAUUGUAUUUGUGUAAAAUAUAAUAUAAUAUAAAUAACUCUAUUUAAUUGUGAUAGGCUACGUGACCCGUGUUUAUUCGUAUACUCAAGUUCUUCAUUUCAAUCAAUAAUGAUCUCUCUCCUUACUUGUUCCAUCCUACCCAGCACUUUGCCCAGUGUUCAUUACACGUUCUAUAUGACGCUGCUACAAAAGUAGUGCCACUCAAACUAAUGACCUCAAGUAAUUUGACUAGGGCACUUAUUAUGAUAUGACGCAGUCCAUGCGUACACUAAAUAUGCCACUGCUCCCAACUUGAUUCAAUUAACAAAUAAGAACACAUUUGAUCAUAGUUGUUAGUAGGGAAGGAGAAAAUCUAAUUUGCAGGGCAGGAGUCGGCAAUGAAAAUUUUGCAAAGGUGGAUGGAUACUGGUAUCAUUGACUUAACUUUAUUUGUUGCAUUAUGCUAAUUUGGACUACUUAAACUAGUGCAAAGAUAUUGUUGGGUUAAUGUCCUUAUUUUGUUGGUCAAAUGACAAGCUGUAUGUCUCACGGAGAAGAGACAUUUUAUAAUGUAGAAAUAUUUGUAGUAUUAGUGUUGCAAAUUAUUGGUAAAGUUAAUAAUUUCAAAGUAUUUGAGAAACCAGGAAGACUCAUUAAAAUUUAAUAAUCGUAAUUUUAAUUUUAACUUCAUAAUUAUUAAUUUUACAUCCAGGAGCUCCUACAGUCUCUUACAUAUGUAUGUACAUAAUUACAACCAACCUGGAUGGAAGCAGUUAAAUUACAAACUACGUAUCACAUGUGUCUAAAUUAUCUACAUAUAUAUCGUAAGUCGUGUUCAAAUUGUGUACUAUUUAUAAUAAAUCAAGAAUCUAUCCAAAUUAAUUACUCUUUUAAAUGUUUGUACCAACAUCAAUCUAUUUAUCUCUGUAUGCACUACUACAUUAAUGUUGAUAUGAGGGGAUACUAUAUCACGCUUAACGAUACGAAUUACAUUGAAAUUAUUUUGAAUCUCAUCAUCUUCGUGUACCUGUAGGUUUAUUAUGUGUUAAAUUAGCAGCACUGAUAGUCCAUAUGGUUAUACAUAUAGAAAUGUGUAUUUUAAAUGUUGUUGUAUUCUCUGUAAAUAAAUAUGAAUGUUGUCAGUAAAAAUUGUGAGUACAGAUA